UGGCCAGUCAGCCGGUACCGCGACACGACUACUGAAUAGUGAAACAGAUCCCUCCCACAGUCUCACAACAACAACAACAACAACGGGACAACACUUAUGACAAAAAUAUGAAUAAUAUGAUUCAGAAUUAAAUAUUAUCAUGUCGGACUCUAGGUCUGUGAUAUCAUUACGUUCCGGGAACGUCGCUGUCGAUUUUCGGACGCUCUGGGCGUGUGCCGUUGUAUAGUCCACGGCCGAACACAACGCAUAAAUUUCAUUUCACGACUGUAAACAAAAGAAACGAUAAUAGGUAUAAAUAUUUUUUCUUGCAACAAGUCUCUCACCUUGUUCCAUUGAUUUUGGUAUGCGAUACGGCAGUGACCGUUACUUGUCUACUGUGAAUCGAACAUCCGCAUUAUAAACAUGCCCGUGGCAAUGAACCGGAGACGCGUGAACAAUUUCACAUACGUUAGCCCUUGCGUCAAGUACAUGAUAUUUUUGCUGAACUUUUUGUUUUGGUUGUUUGGUGGUUUGUUGGUGGCAGCCGGUACAUUUGCAUUUUACGAAAAAUGGAAUACUAUGGGGUCUAUCAAGCUGAACACCUUCUCAGACGUUAUACUCAAUAUCUCGCUAGUUCUGAUCAUAGCCGGACAAAUUAUAUUCAUUGUUAGCUUUGCCGGAUGUAUUGGUGCUCUACGUGAAAAUACAACACUUCUUAAAUUUUACUCAUUGUGUCUUUUAAUAUUCUUUCUACUUGAAAUGGGAAUUGCAAUUAUCGGGUUUGUUUUUCCUCAUAACAUGCAAGCUACUUUGGAAGAAUCAUUCACUGAUAAAAUUAUUCACACUUAUCGUGAUGAUCCAGAUUUACAAAACCUCAUAGAUUUUGCUCAGAAAGAAUUUCAAUGUUGUGGUCUUAGUUCAGAAGGAUAUAUUGAUUGGUCCAAAAAUGAAUAUUUUAACUGCACAUCACCCAGCGUUGAGAAGUGUGGUGUGCCUUAUUCGUGUUGUAUCAAUGCAACAGAUAUUUCAAAAGGACUUGUAAAUGUCAUGUGUGGUUACGGCGCUCAAGAUAGUUCUGUUGCUGAAGCUAGUAAAAGAGUUUGGACUAGUGGAUGUAUUGAAGUUAUCCGUAUAUGGGCUGAAAGAAAUUUAUAUACAAUCGCAGGAGUAGCAUUAGGUGUUGCUCUAUCUCAGCUACUUAUUAUCAAUUUAGCCAAAACAUUAGAAGGACAAAUUGACUUACAAAAAUCCAGAUGGGCUUCUUGAAAAAUAAUUAAGGUAUGAGAAACAAGAUAAAGUUUCCAUAAUACUAUUAUAAUAUGAUAUUAAAAUAAGGUACUAAAUAUUGUAUUUAGUUACUACAACACUUUUUUAAAUCUAAAUUAUUACAUAAGUGGUGUUUUUAUAAAAAAAAAAAACUAUAUUUUAAUUAUUUCAAAUUUUUAUUUUAUUUUAUCAAUUUUUAAUUAAUACUAUUUAACUAUUUUUAUGUGUUUUUAUAAUUUAUAUGAUCAUAAUUUUUAAUUGUCUGACAAUUUUUUUUUGUAUCGCUAAAUAUAUUUAAAUUUUUUAACUUAGUCAAUUCAAAUUUAAUGUUGUAAAUAAAUAAAAAUACAUCAAUGAAUUUUGAAAUCGCCCUGUGAUAAUGGGUUCAUUUAUCUAAUAUAUUAUGUAAUAAAAAAUUAUUUAAUAUUUUGUCCUUUAGCCUGCACUAAAAUGUCCAUUAUUUUAUAAUGAUUUUAUUGAUAACAUUUAUCAAUAUAAAAUAAAUAUAUAUAUUGUGUAUUAUUGUAUUUAUGAUGUUAAUUGUAAUCUCUAACAUCAAAUUUAGUAUUUUAUAAUUUAUUUUUUGCUCAUUCAUUAUUAGUUUGGUUCAUAAAUAUUAUGUAAUUCCUAUAUUAUAUUGUAAUUUAAAUUCAUUCAUAAUUCACUACUUAUUCAAUAUUUAUUUUACCAUCAUUAAUUAAAACAAAUGUAAAAUUAUAAUUAUAUACAUUGUACAGGAUGUUUAAAACCUCGCGUUACUAAAAUAGUGGAAGCUUUGUAAUAAUCAUAUUAUGAAAAUAUAUCUACUAUUUUUGUAAAGUAGAUUUUAAAUCUCCUGUAUAUUUUAUACCGAUAUCUAACAUUAUUAUUAUUUUUUUUUUUAAUGUUGACAACGUGAUAAUUUAUUAUAUUUUGUUUAUUAUUUUAUGGAAUUAUAUUUUAUAUAUAUUUAGAAAUACUUAAAGGAGCACACAACACAUAAAUACGUUCAAAAUUGUAUUGUAUGUUGCUAUUUAGUCUGUACUAUUAGAAACAAAUUGGGGAAAAUCCAUUGCAAAAAAAAUUAUUAUUUCCCGAAAUAUUAGAUAUUUAGAAUAUCUCCAUGACAUAAUUUGGCUGAGUCUUAAAUCUUAUUAGGAUUUUAAAUAUUUUUAAUCUUUAAUUUUUUUAAUCAAACAAUAGAUUGAAAUAAGCAUAACUUGUUGAUUUAUGUGAAUCCUACACAAUUUUUCUUAGUAUUAAGUACACUUUCAAAAUAAAACUACUUAUAUUUUUGUGUUAAGUGCUUCUUUAAAUGUUAGCUUAAAAAAUAUGAUCUGAUGUAUUUUUAUAUGAUAAUGUAAGUAUUUAUAGUGCAUACGUGUGUAUUAUAGUAAUGUUAAUAAUGCUAAUUAAGUGUGAUACAUUUUUAUUACUUUUUUUUACUGUUUAGAUUACCAAAGAUAAUAUAUAAACUAUUAAAAAUAUAUUUUUAACACUA
Molecule: messenger RNA, 2725 nt
Organism: Acyrthosiphon pisum (pea aphid)
Lineage: Eukaryota; Metazoa; Arthropoda; Insecta; Hemiptera; Aphididae
Product: tetraspanin-33
Exons: 8
Coding region: 403-1245 (280 amino acids)
Cellular component (GO): plasma membrane
Source: RefSeq, a predicted model, not a curated record